Messenger RNA from Ctenocephalides felis (cat flea), 5137 nucleotides. RefSeq names its product protein slender lobes-like. The transcript has 10 exons. The record is from RefSeq and is a predicted model, not a curated record. Bases 118 to 5043 code for a protein of 1641 amino acids. Lineage: Eukaryota; Metazoa; Arthropoda; Insecta; Siphonaptera; Pulicidae.
UUCGUUAGUGGCUUCUGUCGGAUUUUAAUUUUUAAUUCAAUCUUACAUUUGCAGGGUCAAAUAAUUUAACUAUUUUUAUUUAAUACAGAUUCUAACGAUAAUCUUUUAUUUUGUAAUAUGUCUGAAGAAGGAACAACGAGAAGAACUACGAGGUCGCUUGCCAGGCGGCUGAGUACUGAUUCAAUAUCGCCUCCAGCUGCAGGGACUCCUGGCAAAAAAGCGAGGGCUUCAAGAGUUACGGGGUUGCCGUCUAUUGCAGAAACUAAACCGAAAGCAGUUAGCACUCGUAAAUCCCGAAGAUUAAGUACUGACUUAAAUUUAGAAGAACCUGGAAGCAGACCAUCAACACCUAUAUCAACUGAAAGGCGUCGUUCUCGCCGACUAAGUAUUGACUUAGAUGAACAACGCCCACAAUCUGUAUCAACUCUCCCAAUUGUGGAAGUUAUACAAGAAGAGGAAGACAUCAAUAUUUUAGCAAUGAAAGAUGAUAUAAAUAAUAAAUCCGGUAUGAGUGUUGUUGAUCAGUUUGCUGUAACACCUAGUACUUCAGUAACAGAUUCUGUGAUGAAAGAAACGUUAGAGAAUUCUGAAAGUAAGUUAACUUUGGGCAACCAAUCGGAUGUAAAAGAAUCAAUUACUGAAAAAGAAGUUGAUAAAGAAUCUGAUGAAGUAUUUACAGAUCAUAUAGAGAAAGCAGGUGUUCAAGAUGAGGACAAAAAAUCUGAUGUUGAUAAAUCUUCUCCUGAUAAACCAUUAUCUUCAAAUGAUUAUAUUCCAGAACCUAUGGAAGUUGAUACAACUGACCAAGAUAUGAUAAAAACAGUUACUAAUAAAGAUAAUCUUGUUGAAGAAGAAACGAAUACCCAACAAGUUUCAAAUACAUCCUAUUCUUCUGACAGCUCUAAUGUAUCUACACGUUCUAAAACCAAAUUGAGGAUAUCCACUAGUGCAGAUGAUCUAACUAAAGAUUCAGUUUCUUCGGAUUUGAAAAAAAUUGAUUUAGAUUCAUCAGCUAGUUCUGGUAAAGAACUAAACAUAUCUACACGAUCUAGAAGGAGUCUAAAUGAUUCGCAAAUAAAGGAAAUCAAUAAAUUAGCUGAUAGUAAACCUUCUGAGGAAUGUAAUAUUUCUACAAGAUCUAAAUCCAAGUUAAAUGCAUCUAAUGCUUCUCAGAAAGAUACAAGUAUUAGUACAAAAGAUACUGAUACAAUUAAUAGUGAAGGAAGCCCCAAUGUAGGAAAUAUAUCGACCAGAUCAAAAUCUAAAUUGAAUGUAUCUGAUUCAAAGAAUAAAAGUGCACUUAGUAUUUCUGUGAAUGAAGAAUCUAAUGAAAUGCAAGUUGUUAUGGAUAAAGGAGAUUCUGUAAAAAGUAGUCCAAGAAGUGAUUCGAGUGCUACAGAAGAUGCUGAUAAAACCGCUGAACUAAAAAAUGAUUUUAAUAUUUCCACCAGAUCAAGAUCAAAAUUAAAUGCAUCUACUGUUGCAAAUAAAAGUACAAUCAAUACUGACUCACCAAAGAAAGCGACAAAUGAUACAGUGAUGUCAAAUUCUUCAGAUAAAAAUUCAAACCAGAGUACUGCUGAAGUGAUUGUCGAUGCUACACAAAAAAUAAAAGAUGAAGCAGAAUAUGCCGAAUUUGAACGUAGCUUAAACUCUUCUGCAGAAGAAGCUAGGAAAGAAAAUAUUUCUGGUCAUAAUUCUAAUGAUCAAACACCAAAACUAAUUAUUGAUGAUUCUUUUGAUCCUGAUGAUAGUUCGGUGAUCACCAAAGCACAAGGCAAAGAUUUCAAAGGUUUGUUAAAUAAAUCAGAUAUUGUAAAAAGGUCUCUUACUGAUAACAGUAAAAAUGAAACUUCCCAAUUAUUAGAUGGGAAAAACGAUUUGAGUUGUAAUAAAGAAAAUAUUGAAAUUAUAAAUAAAUCAGAUGCAAAUGAUGUCAGCGUCAAAAGCAUUACAACAAGAUCUAAUAAAAGUCAAAUCAUAAUUGAUGUAUCAAUGAAAAAUGAAGAAAAUUUGGAAGUUCUUGAUAAAGAAACUAAUAAAUCUGUAAAGGAAGUGAUAGAAAUAUAUGAAAAAAUUGAUAGUGGUGGUCCAUUAGAAGUGAAACAAACUUCACUAAUUGCUUGUUCAACUCCAAAAAUGAAGAAAUUAGAAGCUGUUGAUUAUAAGGAGAUAACAAACCAAAUUAGUGAUAAUGAAUCACUAAAAUCUAGUGUUAAGGAUAGCAUAUCCUACAUCGAUAAUGAUGCUCACAAAUCUGAAAAAACUGAUUUAGAGACUGUUACUACUGAAUCUAGUGCAGAAGUUGUUCAUGAAGAAGAAACCUCAAGGAUGGAAUUUGAUAAUGUUUCUCCAAGUAAGAAAUUAGCUGUUGAUAACUCUGAAAGUCAUGAAAAUGAAACUACCGCCAAUCCUUUAAAUGAAGAGUGUAAUCAAACAAAUUUAGUGGAUAAUUUAUUAAAUCAAGAUAAUGCCGCUAAUUUAGAAAAUGUUAACUCUGAAACUCAUGAAAAUGAUACUAUCGCCAAAUCUGUAAAUGAAGAGCGUAAUCAAACAAAUUUAGUGGAUAAUUUAUCAAAGCAAGGUAAUGCCGCUAAUUUAGAAAAUGUUAAUGAGAUAAGUACAAAAAUUGUAAAUGAUGAAACUAAUAUCAACAAGUCCUUAGAGAAACAUGAAACAAUUUCCGCUCUACCAGAACAUGUUGUUAAAUCUGAUGAUGCUUCUUCUAUAAAUAUAAUUAGCACUGAUUCAAGUAAAUGCAGUACCCCAAAGUCUGCUCAAGUACUUCUUAUAUCAGAUGAAUCUGAUCAAGAAAAUGCUGAUGAGAUGAUUUCGAAUGAAAAAACUCCUUUGAGGGAUGAUAAUGAUGAGCCUGUAUUAAAAACACCCAUUUCCAUACAAAGCUCUAUCUUAUCUAUUAGUUCAUCUAAAUCUGGCUCAAUAUCAAAGUCAAAAAAUCCAAGUGUUAAUACAUCUGAUAUUGACGAAGAACGUAAGUCUCCUGAUCUUGUGGAAAAGGGCAAGAAUUCUAAUGGUGACAACACAUCUGACAAAGUCACUUUAUUGCUAUCUGAUGGAUCAGAUGCAGAAUCUGAUAAUGGAAAAGAGUAUUUGAAUUUGAACUCCGACUCAGAUAGCAGUGGUUUUGUUAAUAACGAAGCCAAAGAUGUAGGUGAAGAUUAUCAGUCACAUGAUUCCAUGGAUGAAAAUGAAAGAGCUGAAAUAGAGGAAAAUGAAAUAGUUGAUCGUGGAGAGUCUUUACAUUCUUCUGAUGAAGAAGAUAACGAACCUGAUGAUUAUGAACAUGAUUCAUUCUGUGUAGAAAGCAGGUCAGAGGAUGAAGAACUUCUGGAAGGUGCUUCUGAUGACUUAGAUUCUAGAUCCAGCAGUGGUCUGAGUGACUUGUCACAAAGCCAGAAGUCUAAAGAGAAAUAUAAUAAGAAAGAAAAGCAGAAGAAAAGGAAAUCAUUUGUAUUAAAUUCUUCUAGUGAUGCGGAAGGUAAGAAUGAGGAAAAUAAUGAUGGUGAAGCUGACAAUAAGAUACAGAAUGAAUGUGGUGAGGUCGAUGAAUGUAUUGAUGUCAUUUCUGAUGAUGACAGUGUCGAUGAAGAAAUUCAAUGUAAAUAUACAGAGGUGCUAAAGAAUCUUAUUUCUCAACACGGAGAAACUGAAAGCCAAGAAUCUGCUACUUCUCAAGAAAGUACAGAACAAUCUGAAAAGAACUGUGCGGAUACUGAUGUUGAAGUUACAAAACCAGCAGAAUUGGCUGAAAUUACAGAACUAUCAGAAUCGGCUGAAAUUACAGAACCAUCAAAAUCAGCUGAAGUAACAGGACCAUCAGAAUCGGCUGAAGUUACAGGACUAUCGGAUUCAGCUGAAGUUACAGGACCGUCGGAAUCAGCUGAAGUUACAGGACCAUCGGAAUCAGCUGAAGUUUCAGGACCAUCGGAAUCAGCUGAAGUUUCAGGACCAUCGGAAUCAGCUGAAGUUUCAGGACCAUCGGAUUCAGCUGAAGUUACAGGACCAUCGGAUUCAGCUGAAGUUACAGGACCAUUGGAUUCAGCUGAAGUUAAAAGAUCAGAAUCAGCUGAAGUUACAGAACCAGCAGAGUCAGUUGAAGAUCAACAGUCCAAAUCAUCUGAAACAGCAGAAACAAUUGAAAGUGUAUCUCAGGUUAUGGUUAAAAAUCCUGUACGAUCUAAUGUUAACAAACCUGCUGAUCAAAAGAAAUCUAAAAGUAGUAUGGUAGAUCCCAACAAAAUAGACAUAUCUAAAAUUCAAGCUACUUGUGAGCAAAUACUGAGUAAAGAAAAUGAGAAGAAACGCAUUCGCAGAGAAAGUGAUAACCAGACAAAGAAACAAAAGAAACCAAGUGACAAGAAAUUGAAACGUCUUCCUGAAGCUACUCUGGAAGAACUAAAUGAAGAGACUGAAUUACAUAUACCAAACCAGUCCUGUAGUAACCCAAAGAAACAAAAGAGGACAAAUGAAAAAUCCAGUGAACCUCAAAGUUGUGUACAGAAUGAACUGACUGAGAAAAUGAAAGUUAAAGCAUCCACAAAAGAAAUAAAGACUGAAAAUAAGAAGAAUUCAAAAACUGCUGCCCCUACAAUGAAGGAUAAAAAGGUUAAAGAAAGCAAACACGUUUCCAAGAACAUGCUGAAUGAAAUAAGUAAUACCACACUUCAUAAAACCAAAAAGAAUUCAAAAUCUUCUAUGAAGACAGAUGUUUGUAAUGCCACAACGAGUUUCCAAGUUUCACCAGUUAACAACAAAAGGAAACUUAACUCUGACUUGCCUCAUGAUUGUGGCUUCCAAGUUAAGAAAGUUAAUUCUAAAACCAUUGAAGCAUCUAAUGUCGGCUGCACGACAGUCUUUAAAAUUGAAAGCUCGAGCACCUACUUAAAGAACAUAAAUGCCGCUGCGAGUGAUUUGGCUAAUUUUAAAGAAAAUACUUUAUUUAAGGGUCAAAUCAAAAGACAAAAAAAAGGCUUAAUAUAUUCCUAUCGAAAUAAGCAAUCAGCAAUGGCUUCAAGAAGAUAAUUGUGCUGUUUUGUUGUUGAUUGUUUUUUAAUUUUUAUGAUUGUUUUAUAUAUUGUUAAUAAUUAAGCUUUUAAUAAAGCAUUUUGAUAUACAU